UAAACAGCCAAAAUGUCUUCAUCCCACAGCCAAAACAAGACCUCACAUAACCUUCAAGGCACAGUUCCUGAUCAGUCAUACCUAUCUAUAUACCAGACUUUUAAGAAGAAUUCACACAAAAUCUUGAUCGAUAACACUUCAAUCAAGAACAUUAAGCGUAACGGAAAAUUGAACCUUAUCAAGAACAGAAUAAAUCUAAAUCAAAGUGGACGAAAGAGUGUUAACGCCAAUGCCAGAGCUAGAGGCCACUUCUCAAUGGCCUUUGAUACUGCAAGACGAGAAGGUAUAGAGCGUAUAGGAAUUCAACAGCCUAGCAGUAUCAAUGAAAUAGAGCAGAGAAUUCUUAAAUAAAAUUAGGAGUCAGAAUAAAACUGAGAGAAAUGGAGUCAUCAAUUCCUCUGUGGUUGUGAAUCAUGAAUGAAAAACAGACAGUAGAGAUUUGUGCUCCUCAGGCUCUGAUAAGGUUAAGAGCUCGUUCCCUAGUCUGGCUCAUAAGUUCCAGGCCUCUCUCCUGGCAUCUCCUUACGGCAAAAGGAUUUGUGGGGCUCAUCUUAGAAAAAGAAAUAGCCAGGAGAAGAUUUCAGAAGCCAUGGCUAGAAUUAAAUAAGUCUGUAGCCAAAAACCGUCCUAGCAGAGAGAAAUCAAUUGAUAAGCAAACGAGUAAGGUCAUCAACUCAAUAAGCAAUGAUACACCUUAUAAUAAUGCACCUGAGACCAAGCUUUUCAUGGCUUAUCUCAACACGAAGAGUCUUGAGGAACCACAGGUCUACAGAUCGAAAAAGAGGGAUAAUAAUUGAGAAAUCCCUAUAUUGAGGAAGAAUUUUUCCAAAAUGUUUGAAAACUGCAAGACUUCAAAAGCUUCUAACAAGCGCUAUGAGAUCGACACAGCCGACACUGAAGCUUCUUCAGGGUAUAAAGGGUUGAUGAAGACUCCUAUCAAAGGGUCUAGAUCAAACUCUUCCUUACUUAUCCAUAAUGAAUACUUAAAUAAGUCUCACAUGAAAUUGAAGCCUCACCAAAGACUUCGGAAUGGCAGAAAUCAAGACGUAAACAAGAGUGCAUCGGUAGGGAAGGACGAAGGAGUGCUAUCUCUUAGAUUGAACACUAGUUCGGUCAACAAUCUAGCUCUUCCCAAAAUCAAAAAAUAAAAUGAUAAACUGAAGUCUCAGACCAUUUUCUCAA
Moneuplotes crassus is the source of this 1182-nucleotide messenger RNA. NCBI's taxonomy places the organism in Eukaryota, Ciliophora, Spirotrichea, Euplotida, Euplotidae. The record is from the annotation of a GenBank genome assembly.